AUGACUAGUACAAUUACGAUGGAAAAAGUUGCUCGACCUGAAUUAGCUAAACACGAAUCAUCGAUUCUGGAUCUAGUCUUUGUCAUGGACUGCACUGGAUCGAUGGGAUCAUAUAUUGCUAGUGCUACAAAUAAUAUACGUUCAAUUGUUGAAGAAAUAGUUGUCAGCGAAAAAAGUGACAUUCGUUUGGCACUUGUCGAAUAUCGUGAUCAUCCACCUCAAGAUCAUACUUUCGUUACACGGGUGCAUGAUUUUACUGCUAAAUUUAGUGAGAUGAAAUGUUGGUUACAAGAAUGUCAAGCAUCUGGAGGUGGAGAUGGACCAGAAGCUGUGGCUGAUGGACUUCAUGCUAUUCUCAAACUAUCAUGGCGUGCUGAAUCAACAAAAAUUUGCAUUCUGAUUGCUGAUGCUCCACCUCAUGGACUUGAUCCUAGUGGUGAUGGUUUUCCUAAUGGAUGUCCCGAUGGUCUCGAUCCUGUACAAAUCGUUCGAGAAAUGGCAAAAAAACAAAUCACACUCUACUCAGUUGGUGUUGAACCUCCUAUCACGCCUUAUCGUGAUUUUUUUAUGUCAUUGGCUUAUAUUACAGGUGGUCAAUAUAUUCCAAUGAUUAAUGCUAAACUCUUGGCUAAAGUCAUCAUUGGUGGUGUCCGUGAAGAAAUUUCCUUAGAUCGGUUGAUGCAAGCUGCUGAAGAAGAUAUUAAUCGUGAAAUGAAACGAGCAGAAGCAGAAGGUGCUGAUGAUAAAGAAAAAGUCAAGCGAAUCAACGAUAUUUUUACAACGAAUAAUCUUUUUUCAACACAAAUGGCAAAUCCCUUUGGAGUGACGUCGUGUACUGCCAAGGUAUAUUCUUCAACUUGUCAAAAUAUGGCCGAAAUGCAGCAUGCAUUCGUAUCAGCACCAAGAGCUACUUCAUCCGUAUUUGCUACAACUUCGACUGCUCCAUUUACGUUUGGUCCACCUUCGGCUGCACCUGGUCUAUUUGGAUCUAGUACAUCACCAGCUGCUGCACCG
Rotaria sordida is the source of this 1014-nucleotide messenger RNA. The record is from the annotation of a GenBank genome assembly. Lineage: Eukaryota; Metazoa; Rotifera; Eurotatoria; Philodinida; Philodinidae.